This is a messenger RNA of Drosophila eugracilis, 6825 nucleotides long. RefSeq names its product peptide transporter family 1 (gene yin). Gene Ontology annotation, cellular component: membrane. The transcript is spliced from 4 exons. Gene Ontology annotation, biological process: oligopeptide transport; transmembrane transport. Gene Ontology annotation, molecular function: dipeptide transmembrane transporter activity. Bases 321 to 2549 code for a protein of 742 amino acids. NCBI's taxonomy places the organism in Eukaryota, Metazoa, Arthropoda, Insecta, Diptera, Drosophilidae. The record is from RefSeq and is a predicted model, not a curated record.
AGCAUCAUUUAUCGUCGGCCAGCGACGACGAUCGUUUUAUGGCGUCAACGUGGUGAACACCUCCCCACCCAACCCCUCUGUUUCACCUGUUUUUUGUUACAAUAUUUAUUUUACUUUUUUGGCAAAACAAAUCAGUGCAAAAAACCUUUUUGUCAAAACGUGUGCGUGUGUUUUCUGUUUCUCAUCGCCGUUACUGCUUCUCCGUUUUUCGGGGGGUACUUCGAUAAAAUUCCAAAGUGAACAGCGAUUCGGUGACUUUUGUGCGAACCUCAUUAAAGCGCAAUUAAAAAGUACCAAAAGCAAACCAAAGCAAUGCCAAAAUGGCAAAAGAAAUAACUAACGGUAAAAACGGACAAAAAGAGGAGCUCAAGUCCCAAAUUGCGGCACCCAUUCCAUAUCCAAAAUCGGUGGCCUUCAUCAUCAGUAAUGAGUUUUGCGAGCGAUUCAAUUAUUAUGGCAUGCGAACCAUUCUGGUGUUGUAUCUCACAAACAAGCUGGGCUACAAUGAGGAGACCGCAACGGUGUUAUUCCACACGUUUACCAUGCUGGUUUAUAUCUUUCCCCUGAUCGGAGCUCUUAUCGCCGAUGGCUGGCUGGGAAAAUAUAAGACCAUACUAUAUCUAUCGCUGGUCUACAGCUUGGGAGCCAUGGUGGUGUCCUUUGGUGCCAUUCCACUCAUGGGAAUGCCAACCAAAGCGGUAACCGUGGUGGGUCUCCUGCUAAUCGCGAUCGGAACUGGUGGGAUCAAACCCUGUGUUUCGGCAUUUGGUGGCGAUCAGUUCUCACUGCCCGAUCAAACUCUCCAGCUGGCCAAGUUCUUCUCGCUGUUCUAUUUUGCCAUUAAUGCAGGAUCUCUGAUCUCGACCACAUUUACACCGAUCCUGAGGGCAGAUGUCCAUUGCUUUGGCGAUCAGGACUGUUUCUCGUUGGCUUUUGGAGUACCUGCCGUCCUGAUGAUCAUCUCGGUGCUGAUCUUUAUAGCCGGCAAGCGAUUGUAUAAAUGUCAGCCACCAGCUGGCAAUAUGAUCUUUGGCGUGUCGCGUUGCAUUGCCGAUUCAUUUAAGGGUUGGAAGAAGCGAAGGCACUCGGAGCCGAUGGAGAGCUUCCUGGACUAUGCCAAACCGACGGUGGGUGCCAAAUUGGUGCGGGAGACCAAGUGCUUGGGUAGGAUUCUACGGCUUUUCCUACCAUUCCCGGUCUUUUGGGCCCUUUUCGAUCAACAAGGCUCACGCUGGACAUUUCAAGCCACCCGGAUGGACGGUAUAGUGUGGGGCUAUCAGAUUAAACCGGAUCAAAUGCAGGUGGUUAACCCCUUACUCAUCCUGGGAUUUCUGCCACUUUUUGACUAUAUAAUUUACCCGAUUCUGCGACGCUGCGGCAUAAGGAGACCUCUACAGAAGCUGACCAUUGGACUGCUCCUUGCUGCUUUGGGUUUCUUUCUGUCGGCGGGUCUCGAAAUGAAGAUGGAGCAGGCCGCCUAUGGAGCGACGCCCACGGAACCAGAAACGGCUCAUCUGCGAAUAUACAAUGGCAUGACCUGUCGUUAUGAGUUUACAAGUGAUGUCACUAGCAAGAUGGAAACUCCACGCUUUAUAGAACCACUGGGAAUGUGGGAGGAUCUGUCGAUCCGUGUGCCUAAGUCCAAGGAAUACGCUUUUAAAGCACAGUCAGUAGUCGGAAAGUGUCCUGCCGUCACAGGAAAGUUACGUUUGCAGCCGGGCAAAUCCAUGGGUUACUUCCUCACCAAGGACAAAAUGGUGGCGUUUGCCGAUGGCCGAUUAGAAAUAGACGCAAGUGAUAGUGGUCACACGUUUGUGCGGGCUUUACUAAAUACGCCAGAAAGCGAGGGACCUGUCAUUCUAUCGACUGAGUCAACUGGAACCCCGGAGUCGCCGAUCUCGCUGGACAACCGUAAUAUGUCGCAGCUGUACAGGAUUCAACCUGGAUUCUCCCAAAUAAACAUCAACGGCAAUAAGGUUGGCAGCUUCGAGGCCAAAGGAGGUGGACUAUAUAGCCUUCUAGUGUCUGGAACUACAAACGAUGGCUACCAGUACAAUUUGGUCGAGGUAUUGCCCCCCAGUGCCGUGUCCAUUCUCUGGCAACUACCCCAAAUUGUCGUCAUGACCGCGGCCGAAGUGAUGUUCUCGGUCACGGGACUAGAGUUUUCCUAUUCCCAAUCGCCGCCCAGCAUGAAAAGCGUCCUGCAGGCUUGCUGGCUUCUAUCGGUGGCCGUUGGCAACAUGAUCGUCGUGGUGAUUGCUGAGUUCAAGUUCACUAGCUCACAGUCCGGGGAGUUCACACUGUUCGCCUGUCUGAUGAUGAUAGACAUGCUCAUCUUUUUGUGGCUGGCCCGCAGCUAUCAGUAUAAAGAUCAAUUAGAGGACUUCGAGGAUGACGAUGAUGCUACAAACAAGGAUUUUAUGCAGUCAAAGCCACGGGCAGUAACAACUGUAGAAACUCCACAGAGAAGAAUCUGCGACUUGGAGGCCGAACCUGGUUACGGGGCCUAUCGGAAUCACGCCUACGAUAACGAUUUUUCGGAGGCCUAAGUGUCAGUACUUAAUAAUCAAACUCCCCUAUCCAUAAUACCUCGUCGUCGCCCGCAUUCGCAUAUAGACGGUUAGUCAAGUCUCUUAUUUAUUUUAUUUGUUCGCAUUUAUUAUUAUUUUCGCCUGUAAAUACGUAUGAGUGUUGUGUAGAUGCAUAUCUUUUACCCAAUUGUUUUGUAAAUACAUUUUAUACGUUUUAUUAUACAUAGAUGGUUCGUUAAAUUAUAUUUUUGGUCAGUAACAGUUAAUCAAAAGAAUCAAAUGUUAGUACCUCAGCGUUUGAAUUUUAAUUUUUAUCUAACAUAUUCUGUAAAUGUAAAGCAGUCACUGUUAGUUAACAGGAUUUUAGUUAAGGCGUGUUGCCACCUCGCGGGAAAAAGGUACAGUGGUGGCCUGCAUGUAGUGCGCACUAUCCGAUAGAACACCUUAAUUUUAUGUUUAAAAUUACAUUUUGUGUGAAAUGUUAAAUGAUCCGUUAAAUUUAACUAUUUAAAUAAGUUGUGAAUUGUGUUUGUAAGUCAAAUUUUAAUUAAUAGUUAGUAAUUUCUAUCGCAAACUAGGGAUACAUUGGUCAAAAAGUUUGCUAAUACCAGAAAUCAGGGGCGUAGUUUAAAUGAAUUAGCAUCCCCUUCGGCUUCGGACAAGUGGCAUCCCCAAUUGCCGUCGUUUUUUCGCCGACAAGCAUUAAAUGCGUAGUCGUUAAAGUUGUAGUUACAGUGCCACUCCUUAGAACUUUAAUUUAAACAAAGGAAAAUUAAUUUAAAAUACAAAACCCAGUCAGCUAGUUAGUAAAAAUGUGGCUCCAACGAAAGUGAUCUGCUAAAUUGCAUAAGUCGGGUUAUUUUACCAAGUAGAAAGCGGCGUGAUAAUGAAAAUUCAUGAAACAGCAUUGCCAGCAUUGCAGAAAAUUCCAAAGAAGAAGCCAUUUAGAAUGCAAGCCUAAGCACAUGAGAAAAACGCCUGCAGCUGCUGCAUAUCAAAAACCAGACCGUAGCCUUGAGGAUUACGAACAAUAGAACCCCUGGGAACCGAACCCAAAUGGCUUAUAGGGGUUGGGACUGGACUCAGGUAGGCCAGAAAACCGAAAAACCCAGGAAACCGAACCUACAUUCUUGCCUUCGUCGUUAAAUCGAAAAUCAGUCGUCGGCGGCAUGGCCUAGUGUAAACAUCAGUAAGAAACUCUUCUCGAAAGAGUUCAAAGUGUAUAUUCCUUUUUUUUUGUUUUUUUUUUUAAAGUGACAAUUUUUUUAAGGUGAAAUCAGCUACUGCAGCCAAAUAGACCCAACGCAACUGGACUAUGAUGUCUUCCAUCGGGCAGUGACAACUACUGGGCCUCCCCAGCCCCACAUUAAAACUCCGGCUUCUCUAUAAAUAUGAGUGACCAGUAACAUAGCUUCAAGUCCAGUAACCGCCCCAUAGAGCCAUCAACCUAUAAAGUACCCAAAAGAAAUUCUCAAAUUCUAAAAGAUUCUCCACCUGAGCUGCAAUUCUUUCGGGUGGCGUCUUUGAGGCAACAAUAAGAUGCGGCUGCAUUGAAGAACGUGAGUGUGAUGCGAGUGGUGUAACAUGUGCGGCGUCAAGCGGAGUGGAUGAUUCCAUAUAAACCUAACCUUGCAGUCUUAAAUAGUCCCUAUGGCCCAUAAAAAAAGGAGAAGAAUUACUUCCCUUGAAAGAAAAGAAACGAAAAACGCUUGCGAUGGAAAAGUUUGACCGGUACGAAAGAGCAAAGAAAAUCCCCAGAGCGUUCGCUUGGCGCCACUUACGUUCCGAAAAGACGCGUACGCAUACCUCUAUUGGUCGUAAGUGGCGGUACGCGAAUGCGAGCGAGAUAACAAUACUGUAGACAAGGAGAGACGGCUCCCUCUCUCUAUCUCGCUCUGUCGUGCUGGCCAGGCGUUUGCAUCGCAAGCGGCUAAGCGAGACGGCUAUAGGGCGGAUUGCAAGGCCCGAAAGAGAGCAGUGAAGCAAUAUAAACCCCUAUAAGCAUUAAAUUACGCUUCGAAAGAUGCGUAUAACACGUGGGCAUCCCUCGGCGAGAACAAAGCUCAAACCUCACUCACGAGCAGCAUUUCGUUCUGAAAAGGCCAGCCAAAUCUGGUGGAAUUACUCAUCCAGGAGCGUAGAAUCGCAAUAAAUCAGUCGAUAACUGCAUGGGCAGGUAUAUUAAUGUAACAAAGACGCAUGAAAGCAAGAGCUUAGCGCUCUUUUAAAGCAUUAUAAAGUGUCAUCGUAACGUUCAACUUCACAGUCCAUAAAAAUCCAUUUCUGGUCCUUGCAAAACGAUAUUGUAUUGGCCUACAUUUGUAGUUAUCACUGUCCUAGGAACUCAUCAGACUUAAGAGAGAUAAUACGGACGGCUAUUAGUUAGUUUAGGGACCAGUUAAAUUAGGAGCCAUGCCGCCAUUUAAUUCAAUUAUCAAAGCCAUGAAGCUUCGCCCAGAAGAAACUGCCGCUGCAUAGGUUCUUAAAGUGCAAAAAAAAGCUAAACAGGAUCCCCACUGGCUAAGGGAUAUAUAACUUAUAAACACUUAAAAAUAAAACACUGUUCAAAAACUCAAGCUAGGCAAAAAACGAAGUCAUCAAAUCAGCCACAAUUUAAUAACAACUCAAGAAUAAGUCGAGUUUGUAAAAACCAAUGUUAAACCAUUAGACUUGUGGCUAGGAAUCUCCUCAAAAGUGCCAUUUUAAUUUUGUAUUUUGGUUCACAACUAACCAAAUAUUUGCUUACAGCCAAUUAAUCAGUUUAUUAGCUGAAAAAGCCCUUAAAUUAACUGCCAGGAGGUGAGUUUUUGUCUUCGAUCCUUGGAAAACGUCAAGUAGGUUGCCCAACUAGAGGAGACAGGCAAGGUAAAGCCUGUAUAAAAAACCUGUAACAAAAAAAAAGGAUAAAAAAAGAAUACAAUACAAAUGCUAUACAAGCUAGCUAAUCAUAAGUUAAGCGAAAAAAAAACAAAACCGUUUAAAAGGUUCAUAAAACGCUCAUAAAAUGGAGCGCUUCGUGACCAAAAAAAAAAAAACAAGGUACAAUAAAGCGAAUUAAUUGCUGAUCAAUCGUUCGACCAGCAGUUGAUUUAAAAAUGUAUACAAAUAUUCGCUGAACUUAGGAAAAUUGCUUGCUAAAAAAAAAUAUUAAAUUCCUUCUACUGGGCACCGACAAAACGUUUCCACCUGGGAAUUAAGCAAAAGCUGAAAUGUUAUUGGCCUUGAUUAUUAAUGUAUUUCUAUGCUGUGUUCUUUCAGAUGAGUUUUGAAGAGAGACGAAACUUGGAGCCUCGCGGAGCCAAAGUUUUCAAUUUCUUUUCUUUUAAAUUGCUAAUAUUCGAGGCGAUUUCCAGCACUUUCUUAAAGAUUUGUCUUAAACAUCUGCUGGCUUAUUCUUGAGUUUAACUUCCCAUUUAAAAGUCAUCUUCAUUCCGUUUUUGACAUGCUUGAGCUGAAAAUUGCGCAGAGUCCUUUCUUAUGGUCAGUUGAACCAUUUUCAUGCCCAAUAUCCUGCAGUUAAGGGAAUACUAUUGCAGCAUUUGUCACCGUUGAAUUUGAUAUGCAAGCAGGUUUAAAUAGAGCCUAUGAAAUCCAGUCCCUCCCCAAUCGUGGCCAUAGCCAGGAAGCUCCGCCAAAUACAAGAGAAGAUUAUACUAAUAACAUUGUGCUUACUUUCAGAUCAUCCUUGGAGGAGAAUAUUUUUGUUUUUGUGUGUUUUUUCAGUUUUUUUUUUCUGUCUAAUCUACUCUUGUCAAUUGUGCUCCCACACCCAAUUCUCCCAUUGUUCCAUUUAUACAUUUGUGUAAUACCCUGUCAUUUCUCAAAAACCAAUUACAUCCUUCACAUGAUUCCGAAACCAAUUUAGAUCCGAAAUUACCAAAGAUAAACUAAAUCACAUUUCGUGUUUCGGCGAACGAGUCAAAAGCAUGUUUUGAAACGUUUUCCGAAACAGAAUAAAAAAUGAAUUGCGUAGAACGACAACAAUGAACGGUAUUGAAAGCAAGCGCUUUGGACACGGUUCAAAAUAAAAAAAAAAUAACAAAAUUCAGAGAAAAGAAAAAAUAAAACACAUUUACUAACAAUAUUAUAAGAAAAACACAAAAAAUAGUAUAUGAAAACUUGCUGAUAAACGUUAUACGCAGUUCUCGAAAAGAUGUAUUCUAAAUAACAAAAACACAAAAAAAAAUAAAAAUGCAAGUGAAAUGAAAAAUGUGUUGAAACGUUAUACGAAUCUUCACGAAGUGCCCAAAGAAUAUAAAGAAUAAAAGAAACGUUUUACGCCUGAGCCGAUUUA